AUGCCGCCCCUCCGCAUUUUCUCUCUUUCGCUGUCAGGGCAGCGUGAACACCCCAGCACAGCUGCAAGGUGGCAGGUGUGCAUGUGCACGGCAGAGAGCAUGCACACAAGGUGGCAGGUGUGCAUGUGACCGGAUUCUGUGCUGCUUAGGUGGUGCUGAUCAGCGUCGAGGGUGUUGUCAAAGGAGCACAGCAGCGGCACGGCGGCAGCGGGCAAUGAGACCGCCACACGACGUCAGAUGGCAAGGUGAGACACGGCAUGCAGGACAGGUGUGUGAGUGUCCCGCUUUCACUUUCACGUGCAUGUGCAUGUGUGCGUUUUCAGAUAACUGACUGGGUGCUACUCGUCCACAACCACAACGACACACAUGCAAGGUACACACGACACACAGCCACAAUGCAACACAGGACAAUCCCAUCCUGCCUCUCUUUCACCCUCAUGAAGGUUCGUCCGGACGAGGCAAGUAGGUCGCAUACCAAAGGACAGUGGUGCUGUGCUGCCGGAGUUGGCAGGUACGUACGUCAGGAAGCCAGAUAGAUGCACUCACUGGGCGUGGACGUGUUGUGUGGCUGCAUGUGUUGUGUGCGUCUGUCUCUUCAGGCAGGUGUUGUAGGCGAGCCCUGGGGACCACCCUGCCAUCCACUGAGAUCUCCCUCGUCCACCCACUCACCCAAGGAUCUUCUUCUCUGUCUAGCUAG
Molecule: messenger RNA, 697 nt
Organism: Vitrella brassicaformis
Lineage: Eukaryota; Vitrellaceae
Source: the annotation of a GenBank genome assembly